This is a messenger RNA of Phytophthora nicotianae INRA-310, 123 nucleotides long. RefSeq lists its product as hypothetical. Bases 1 to 123 code for a protein of 40 amino acids. The transcript has a single exon. Lineage: Eukaryota; Oomycota; Peronosporomycetes; Peronosporales; Peronosporaceae. The record is from RefSeq and is a predicted model, not a curated record.
AUGACCAAGACUCGAUCGACCACGAACGUACCGGAAGACAACUGCCGCGACACAAUGCCGAUUUUCACCCCGGUGCUAUCGCCGCGCUUAUCGAGUACCUCGCAUGUUUUGCUCGUCAAAUAA